Molecule: messenger RNA, 859 nt
Organism: Octodon degus (degu)
Lineage: Eukaryota; Metazoa; Chordata; Mammalia; Rodentia; Octodontidae
Gene: Nrtn
Product: neurturin
Exons: 3
Coding region: 96-689 (197 amino acids)
Molecular function (GO): growth factor activity; receptor tyrosine kinase binding; glial cell-derived neurotrophic factor receptor binding
Source: RefSeq, a predicted model, not a curated record
GGGCUCCCCCGAGCGCCUCGGGCCCGGGCGGCCCGCAUGGCGGGCGCGGCGGCUGGGGCCGGGGCUGGGUAGUCGACACCGCGAGCAGGCUGAGGAUGCAGCGCUGGAAGGCGGCGGCCCUGGCUUCUGUGCUCUGUAGCUCCGUGCUGUCCAUCUGGAUCUGUCGCGAGGGUCUGCUGCUCAGCCACCGCCUGGGACCGGCUCUGGCCCCUCUGCGCCGCCCACCACGCACCCUGGACGCCCGGAUUGCCCGCCUGGCCCAGUACCGAGCUCUGCUCCAGGGUGCCCCCGACGCCGUGGAGCUGCAAGAGCUGGCGCCCUGGGCUGGCCGCGCCCCUGGUCUGCGCCGUCGGGCGGGACCCCGGCGUCGGCGCGCACGUGCGCGGUCUGGGUCCCAGCCUUGCGGGCUGCGCGAACUGGAGGUGCGCGUGAGCGAGCUGGGCCUGGGCUACGCGUCCGACGAGACGGUGCUGUUCCGCUACUGCGCAGGCGCGUGCGAGGCGUCCGAGCGCGUGUACGACCUGGGGCUGCGGCGCCUGCGCCAGCGCCGGCGCGUGCGGCGGGAGCAGGUGCGCGCGCAGCCCUGUUGCCGCCCGACGGCCUACGAAGACGAGGUAUCUUUCAUGGACGUGCACAGCCGGUACCACACGGUGCAUGAGCUGUCGGCGAGCGAGUGCGCCUGUGUGUGACCCUACCUCACCCGCCUGGCAAGACGGCGGCCACGCCCCUACACCCCUCCCAAGGUACCCACCGCCCAGCCUGGCCAGCCCUGCAAAGGACUGCGCAUGUGCAGAGUACACCGUCGAGGCCGCGGGACUCUCACUAUUACUGUAUUGAGCUAUAAAGUGUGGGAACUCGA